Thermochaetoides thermophila DSM 1495 is the source of this 456-nucleotide messenger RNA. RefSeq lists its product as uncharacterized. Bases 1 to 456 code for a protein of 151 amino acids. Gene Ontology annotation, molecular function: methylated-DNA-[protein]-cysteine S-methyltransferase activity. The record is from RefSeq and is a predicted model, not a curated record. Lineage: Eukaryota; Fungi; Ascomycota; Sordariomycetes; Sordariales; Chaetomiaceae. Gene Ontology annotation, biological process: DNA repair. The transcript has 3 exons.
AUGACAUCUCGUACCAACACUCGCAGCCUAACGCAGACCACCAUACUCCCCUCCACAACGGUUCAAUCAUCAUCCAAACCCUCCUCCAUCCCCCUCCCAAAACCUCUCCAAAACUCACCCCUCGGCACACCCUUCGAGCGCUCCGUCUGGCGCCUAACAGCCCAAAUCCCCCCCGGAUCCUUCAGUACCUAUGGUAUUCUAGCCGCCGCACUCAAAUCCUCUCCUCGGGCGGUAGGCAACGCGCUAAAGAGAAAUCCAUUCGCUCCGGAAAUUCCAUGUCACCGCGUCCUAGCAACGGGUAACAUGUUAGGCGGAUUCAAAGGCAAGAUUGGUCACCGUGAUGGGGACGCAUGCGCUUCUUUGCAAGAGAAGCGGGCUCUUCUGCAGAAAGAAGGAGUCCGUUUUGAUGCUCUUACUGGGAGAGCAUUAGGGACUCCGUUCAGUGGGAACAUCUAG